This is a messenger RNA of Pyricularia oryzae 70-15, 2708 nucleotides long. Its product is annotated as AGC/YANK protein kinase. The transcript is spliced from 7 exons. Gene Ontology annotation, biological process: intracellular signal transduction; peptidyl-serine phosphorylation. The record is from RefSeq and is a predicted model, not a curated record. Gene Ontology annotation, molecular function: ATP binding; protein serine/threonine kinase activity. NCBI's taxonomy places the organism in Eukaryota, Fungi, Ascomycota, Sordariomycetes, Magnaporthales, Pyriculariaceae. Bases 615 to 2318 code for a protein of 567 amino acids.
CCCCCCCCCCCCCCCCCCUCUGUCUUGAGGGAAACGCUGCCCAUCGCCACACCACCUAUGCUUCAACGAUCUGCCUAGGCGACACCAAUUGACUUUUAUUGAUUCUCAGCAGAAGCUCUACUGCUUCGAUUCGCUCCUGAUUUUCGAACUUCCGCAUCGCCGCUUCGUUACACUCCUACCUUCGCCGACACGCUCUGCUCCAUUGUGCACAAGCUGUGCAUCGCGAUACCAGAACAGCGGUGCUAUUGCCUAACCAGGUUGUAGCUGUAGGAAAAAGAGGCUGAUUGUCAAGAGUAGAAGCAGAGACCCUUCGGCCGACCCGAAGCCUUCACCACCCCGACCACAGCCCGGUUCUUGGUCUUGUCGUUCUGACAUUGACACCACCCUCUUUCUGUGCGCUGGCUUGGUUUGGUCUGGAAAACUGGUUUCUUGGACCAACUGGCGAAAGACGACACUGGGGACGAUUCGGACAAAGAGAGGAUGCUUCUGUGGAAUCUCUAUAACUGAACUGUGGUUUCAGCUACCUAUACCCCGCUGGCUAUCUACCUACGGUCUCUUUCCCCUGGCGUGGUCUCUUGCAUAGGCCAGCUAUAUAGGUCACAGUCCCCGUUACGAUGGGCAAUAGCCAGGGCAAGCCCAUCGAGUUUGGCGAUGAAGUGAAUCUAAACCACUUCCGCCUACUGCGAGUCGUCGGCCGGGGCGCCUUUGGCAAGGUUCGAAUUGUUGAGAGAAAAGACACAAAUUUGUCCUUCGCUCUGAAGUAUAUCAGGAAAGAUGAAGUUGUUCGGUCUGAAAGCGUUCGAAAUAUCAUCCGAGAGAGGCGAAUGUUGGAGCAUGUCAACCACCCGUUUAUCUGCAAUUUACGAUACAGCUUCCAGGAUAUCGAGUACAUGUACUUAGUUGUGGACUUGAUGACAGGCGGCGAUUUGAGAUUCCACAUUUCGCGGAAGACUUUCACAGAAGAGGCUGUGAGGUUCUGGAUCGCCGAGUUGGGUUGUGCGCUGAGGUACAUACACGGUCAAAAAAUCAUCCACCGAGAUGUAAAACCUGAUAAUGUCUUGUUGGACGGCGAGGGACAUGUUCACUUGACGGACUUUAACGUUGCGUCAGACAUAAUACCCGGAAAAGUCUUGACGAGCAAGUCUGGGACUCUAGCCUACCUUGCCCCUGAGGUUUAUGCAGGACGUGGGUAUGAUGUGAGGGCUGAUUGGUGGUCGUUGGGGGUACUUUUCUACGAGUGCAUCUACAAUAAGAGGCCUUUCGAGGGUGGCUCAGAGUCAUCGCUCAGCCAGGUCAUUCAAGCUGCAAACCCAAAGUACCCGAUUACAUCACCUCCAGUAUCCCUGCUCUGCUUAUACGCCAUUAAGGAUGCACUACAGCCAAACCCUGAUAAGCGAAUGGGCGCAACAUGGGAAAGUUUCACCCGGCACGACUUCUUCUCAUGCAUUGACUUUGAGGCUCUGGAGCGGAAGCAAAUCGAGCCCAUUUUCAUUCCGUCUUCCGAUAAGACCAACUUCGAUGCAACGUACGACCUUGAGGAGCUGCUUCUAGAGGAGGCUCCCCUGGAAGCUAGAGCCCGGAGGCAAAAGCCUCGAGAGCGAUUAAAGGACGACGCGACCGAGAAGGAGAUCCGCGAAGACGAGCUCUAUCGCAUGAUUGACAGGGACUUUAGGCCCUUUGACUACACACUAGCCGCGUACAAGAAAAUCACUGGCCAGAUAGACGACCAGCAAGGCGAGCAACAAGAUCCCAGCAGCAGCAGCAACCGUCAAGGCUCAAAUCUGCAACCAGGGCCGCCACAAGCCCUUACUACCGAUGAGGCUACCCAAAUGGUCAACCCUGGCCACCCAGCACAAGCUGGAACCCAGGGAAACCCAGUCGCACGUCAGGUGUCUUCAUCGUCGCAUAAGUCGCACCGUAGCGGUCAUGAUAGUAGUGCAGGCUCUCAUCCCGGAUCGCGCAAGCAACCACCAGGAAGGCUGCCGCCGCUCAUGCCGUAUCCGACUUCAUACACCAAUUCUCAAGGAAGCGGUGCUGGCAUUCAUCGCACGGGACGCCAGGGCACCGCAGCUAUGGUCGGAAGCCCAACUGGUGGUGUUCAGGUGACGUUAGACGGAGCUGGUUCUUGGUCCGACCUGGCUCGGCAGGACGCUACCCUCCCGGCGGACGCCAACGCUUCAAACGAGGGUGGUAAAGAUAGUGGCUCGUCAGGAGGAGUGUUUGGAUUCCUUAGUCGGAAAAAGGGCCGAAGCCAUAGCCCGAAACCCAAGGAGAGAGGCGUGCUCGGGAAGGAAGGUGCUAGGCAGGUCAUUGGAUGAUUAAACGGACAAACUCUCGAAAUCAAUCAUCAAUUUUUUUUCGGAAUAUGGACGACGCGAACGCAACCCUUAUAACGAAUUUCGAGCCAGUCGCAUCGUCGCCUCGUCGCCGACAGCGUUUGUGACUCGGGAGGGAACCCGAUGCUAUCAGCUCGGCACUUAUCCAAACGGCUAAGUUGUGGAGGGUUAGAGUUUACUUGGGUUGGUCUUUCGACACGAGGUCCAGACACCUUUUCUAUUUCAAUUUUCGAUACCCACCAGCAGGCCCCUUGGGACUACUUUGUCAACCAUAAAACUCUACAAAUUUGACGCGAUAUAUAUAGAGAGCGAGGUUGGCCAAGGCUGCUGUUCUAUUUUUCUUGGAAUCUUGUUGCCAUCUACCCACAGUAU